ACUCAUCAUUAGAGCAGUGCAGCAUCUACUCACUCACACCACACCAGCUCUCCAUCCAGCACAGUGAGAAACAGCCACAGCUUGGUUCAUUCUGGCCACAGCUGUUCACUUCUUCGUUCCACAUGUUCAGGUGCUAAACGACAAUGGAAUGCUCUGAACUGAGCAUCACUUCCUCAGACUUCCCAUACUUCUUCAGUGAAGACGGACGUCUGCUCCACAGAGACAGUCACAAGCCUUACAAGUUCUCCUUCAAGCUUACUGACGUCCAGGGAACUCUGAAAGAACAUCUUUCCCUUUGCCAGCACAUCACUCAGCACUUGAGUAACAUCCUCGAGGAGCAGCUUAACCUGAUCAAGGUGUUCCUGGACAAAGGAACCCAUGAUAACUCCUGUUCUUCUGGGUUUGUGUACAUGAGCCCGGGGGCACUUGUUCAGCGUGGAACUCUGAUGGUUCUGAUCCCGGAUAAGGGCACAGUAAAGUGUGGAGUGUGGAGCUGGAAGGCUGUGGCUCAUGAAGGUAUAGAACAGGGCAGUCAGGUGCCAUAUGUGCGCUGGGCUCUGGGGCAAUCCUGUGCGGUUCUGUUGAUGAAUCCUAAUGAAGGAGACCUGUCCCCAGAGGAGCACGUCCGACGGGUCUGGGAACGCUUUUUGUCUAAGAGUGUGGCUGAGCGAAUCACGGUGGUUGCCCAUGGCUAUGGAGGCCUGGCUUUCGUCCAUCUACUGUGCCAUCAACUACACGAAGUCCGACAAAGAGUUUGGGCGGUGGCCUUUAUCGACUCCUCCCAUAGCAUGUGGCAUCAGCCUUUGGGAGCGUCAGGCCGUGAUUGGCUGAAGGCUCAUGCUAGAAUGUGGAUCCUUAGCAGCAAACCCAUGAACCGCCAACUGGGGUCCCUCAAGGCCGGGUGCCGAGUGAUGUCAGCAGGGACGCAGUGCCACCACACGGCACCUGCGGCCUGCAUGGAGGCGGUGUUUCGAUUCUUCGAUAAACUGAUGAGGCCUAAAUCUGCGCCCGCCAUCUCCGGCAUCGUUACCCGGAGCAGGAGUUUCGGAGGGAGGAAUAUGACCCAAGUCACCAACGACAUGAACAAUAAUAAGCCAGCUGGGAGGCGUUCGGUACUUAAAUCAUGAGUGUCUGGACGGUUAAUGCAACUGUUGUUGCUGGGUCGAUGGUGUAAAUUAUAUAAUAAGCCUAACAACAAUAAUAAAUAUGUACAAGCAUCAAAUGUAUACCGUAAAUUUUCU
Molecule: messenger RNA, 1241 nt
Organism: Astyanax mexicanus (Mexican tetra)
Lineage: Eukaryota; Metazoa; Chordata; Actinopteri; Characiformes; Acestrorhamphidae
Exons: 2
Coding region: 144-1127 (327 amino acids)
Biological process (GO): regulatory ncRNA-mediated heterochromatin formation
Cellular component (GO): nucleus
Molecular function (GO): siRNA binding
Source: RefSeq, a predicted model, not a curated record